CAAAAACGCGGCAGAAAAGGUUCCCCCGUUUUAAACCCGAUGAAGUCCUCAUUCUCCAGGGAUACCCCAUAGCAUUACAGGGAACACCCCUCAUGAAUGUGAGACUGGCCGUAAAGAGUAACAAUAAAGUCAUUCCGAAAAAGAGCCUGCAGCACUUGGUGCUUGAAGUAGCACCGGAAAUCCAUCGACGAACAGGACAUGGCAUCGCUUAUAUCAAUCGGAUGGAGGUUGACUCGAAUCAAGCUCCCUCGGUUUCACCCAAAGCUUCCAGUCGCAACUCAGAUGAGCCGGACUCUGUGACGUCAUACAAGGGCGCGCUGAUUGCCCUCGGUGUUCUUCUUGGAGUUGUGUGUCUCGUUGCUAUCAUCAUCGUCAUCGUCUUGUACAUUCGGAAAACAAAACAGGAGAAGAUGCGGAAGCAGCCCACACUCGAGGACAACUCUGGGGAAAAUAACAUGUUGAUGCCUCUUUGAACGGACAGGAAAAGCCUUUACUUAGUAACAAGAAAAAACGACUUUAAAAUUUAAGGUCGAAAUUACAAUUUUUUUACGGCCAUUCAUUUACGAGGCCAGCAGCCAUUCAAAUGUAUUAAAACAAAAGAAAGUGUGUGAAAAGAGUUCAACUCGGGACACCAAUAUGGCCGCCGUUUCAUUGUUU
This is a messenger RNA of Orbicella faveolata, 657 nucleotides long. Its product is annotated as scavenger receptor cysteine-rich domain-containing group B protein-like. Lineage: Eukaryota; Metazoa; Cnidaria; Anthozoa; Scleractinia; Merulinidae. The record is from RefSeq and is a predicted model, not a curated record. Gene Ontology annotation, cellular component: membrane.